Messenger RNA from Parnassius mnemosyne (clouded apollo), 1239 nucleotides. NCBI's taxonomy places the organism in Eukaryota, Metazoa, Arthropoda, Insecta, Lepidoptera, Papilionidae. The record is from the annotation of a GenBank genome assembly.
AUGGAACCCAAAAUAAAAAAUUACAAAGACACACUUUCGUUACCGGAAUGCGAAAAGACAAAUUUGAAUUUGACAACACCGUUUUCGAUCAAUGACAUUUUAACGAGGGAAAAUGAAACGAAAUGUGACUACGAGAACUUCGCGAAUUCGGGAUUUAAAGUGAAUUUUUUGGGAAAGCCCGCCAGUUUGAAAGAGGAUAAUUAUCAGAGGAAGCAGGUUGUGGAGAGCAAUAUGAAGUAUUAUGAUGACUGCAGCAGUGCGUAUCGUGAUUACGGCGAUGAUGGAGCUUUGGAUAUGACUAGAAAAAAUAAUUUUCCUGUCACAGAAUUAUCAGAUGACUAUGACUCCCGAUCAUCUACCCCAGGAUCCCCAAUUCGUCGCAGCAACUCAUCCCCUAAUUCUGAUAUCAGCUAUAAACCUUUUAACCUCCAUUAUGAACCAGGAAAGUGUACAACACCCCCUCCAAGCGACACUGGAACUCUUCACUCAACAAACUAUAACCACAUGAACGAAUACACACAAAAUGGCGGACGAAAGAAGCGAUCGAGAGCUGCCUUUUCUCACGCUCAGGUUUACGAGCUUGAGAGACGGUUCAGUCAACAAAGAUACCUCUCCGGGCCCGAACGCGCUGACUUAGCAGUAAGUCUCAAACUCACCGAAACCCAAGUCAAAAUAUGGUUUCAAAAUCGACGGUACAAAACUAAAAGAAAACAAAUGCAAAUGCAGGAAAGCGGGAUGCUAGCGGCGGCAGCGGCUGCAGCCAACCACGCCCGAAAAGUAGCCGUCAAAGUUCUAGUCAACAACAACGGACAGCCCACUUUACCCGAUCUAAAAACAUAUCAGACCCCUUUAAUUUCAAAGUCGUUAAAUCCGGCGUUGUUCACGCCUCCGAACCUUUUGGAAGGUUCUCCAAUUUUAAAACAUUUUGCUGGCGUCUACGGCGUAGACUUUGUUAAGAACCCGGAGUACAAAGCGCUGCUACAAGAGUCGUAUAAUCAAGCUGUUCUACAAUCAUUAUACGGGCCACAUCUGGGCGUCAAUUAUCCCAAUAUACCAUUGUCAUACAUGUACUAUCCAAGUCAUUCAACGUUUGGGAUGCCUGCACCAUGUGAUAUGGAGAGAAAUCAGGGAGAAUCAAGUAUUGACACAAAAGAGUUUGGAGAAGACAGCGCGAGAACGAAAAAUAUUAACGAAAACAGUAACGAAAGUAUGGCUAGUAAUAUCGAGGUAGAAAACUAA